ACCUAUCUCCCUUCUUUGACCAAAAGUCAAAACCACUAUUAAACCCUUGAAACGUUAAAACCCUUUCACCUCUCCGCCCUUGUUUCCUUCCUCCCACACCCACCGGUCGGCAUCAGAAAUCUCCGAACCAUGGAAGAAGAACAGUCGGAGCAAUUCAAGGACGGUUCGGACCUCUGCAAGCAGCUCAUGGACCGUUACGCCAACUCCGCCGCGCCACAUCACCGCCACCUCCUCGCCACCGCCGCCGCCCUCCGCUCCAACCUCACCUCCGAGUCCCUACCCCUCACUCCGACCUCCUAUUUCGCCGCCUCCAUCUCCGCUGCCGCGGCAUCUGAGGCGCUGGACACCGUGGCCCUCUCCGCCCUCGCUUCCUUCAUGGCCAUCACCCUUCCUCUCGUGCCCUCUGGCGCUAUCCCCGCCGUGAAGGCGCGCAAGGCGGCAGAGGUCCUCGUGGCGGUGCUGGCGAGGGAUGGGGAGGGGUUUGGCGUGUCGGGCGCUAGGGCCGCAAUUAAGUCCUUGGGGGUUUUGAUUGGGUUUUGUGACUUGGAAGAUUGGGAUUCCAUCAAAUUAGGUUUUGAAACUUUGCUUAUUUUCUCCAUUGACAAGCGCCCGAAGGUGCGAAGAUGUGCUCAAGAGUCACUUCAAAAGAUUUUUGGGUCUCUCAAAUCCUCCACUGUUAUCAAGGAGGCUAGCAAGUUGGUUUUGUCAGAGCUGAAGAGAUGCAUUGCUUUGGCAAUGAAAUUAAUUGCUUCCAGGACUGAUAAUGAGUGCAAAGGUGAUGAGAUUUCAAAACAAGAGCAUCUGGAGGUGCUACAUAUGCUAAAUGUUGUUAAUCUGACUGCUGCUUAUCUUUCUGCGAAAGUGAUUCCCAAAGUUCUUUUGGAAGUGCAUAAAUUAUUGGAUUCUCAGUUCUUGGCACUUACAAGACACACUCUUAAAACUAUUGAGGCUAUUUUUGAAGCUUCAAAAGUUCAAAAUAUAGUCCUAGAGACAGAGGACAUUGUAGUUUCUCUUGCUUCUUUUGUAACUUUGGGUGAAAGGAACCCCGUGGAUAGCAUGAUUCUUGCAGCAACCUUAUUAAGACUUGCAAUGGACCUACUUUAUACAAAUCAAUCAAGCUUUUGGAUCAAGAAUCUUCCACUUGUUUGUAGAUCUAUGAUCGGUCUUCUAAAUUUUGAGGGAAACACUGCUUCACAAGCUUCAAGUAUUUUGAAGGAUGUGCUCAAACAUCAUGUUGGUCCCCAAAGCUUAUUAAUUGGGACGGAUCAAACAAUCAAUGAUAGUAGUCAGGAAAGUGUGGAAGGCGAUGCAAUAAAAUCAACAUGUGAAGUUUUUGAGAAUGCCCUUUCUGCUGAUGGUGGAAUUCCAAAUGAGCAUAUUUUGUCAGUCAUGUCUGUUUUAUUUCUUGAGCUUGGACAAUUCUCAUUUGUAUUCGCGAGGGAUAUUGUGCUUAAACUUGCUGACUCUGUGAUUCAUAGUUCCGGAGGCAAGAUUAGUAAUGAGCAUCUUCAGAAAUGUAUUGGAUCUGCUGUUUAUGCUAUGGGACCAGAUAGAUUUCUCACACUUGUACCUAUCUCUUUUAAUGAAGACAGCUAUGCUUAUUCAAAUUUUUGGCUGGUACCGAUCUUGAAGCGCUAUAUUUUUGGAGCAUCACUUGCUUACUAUAUGGACCAUAUCAUGCCUCUUGCAAAGUCCUUUAAGAAGGCUAGUCGUAAAGUAAAAGAUCCAGGGACUAGUCAAGAUUUGCUGGCUCGUGCCUAUGAACUGUGGGGAUUGCUGCCCAGCUUUUGUCAUCAUGCGACUGAUACUUACCAAAAUUUCACUCGUCUCUCGGAUGUCCUUGUUAUUUUUCUUAAAAAGGACCCCUCCAUGCAUGAAAAUGUUUCCAAAGCGUUACAGAUUCUUGUGAACGAGAACAAAGCUGCACUUAGCCCUAGAAAGAACGAGUUAGAUUUAUCUGCAGAACAUGAUUCUUCGUUAGAGUUCGGCAUGCAACCUGCUUAUUCAAAAAAAGCUGCUACCAGAAACUUAAAGUCUUUGACAUCUUGCUCAAAUCGGUUGCUUUACAUUUUAUCAGAUAUAUUUAUCACUUCACUUCCUCAAAUGCGCAUUUCUUUGAAGGGUGCAAUCAGGUGCCUGGCCUCUAUCACUGAUUCUUCUGUAACGAAAGACGUUCUUAUGUCUCUGUUCAAGAGGUUGCAGUUUAUAGAUCAUGAAGAAGAAGCUGAAAAAUUGACUAGUAACAGUAGCAAGCUUGAUAGUGAACCAAGUGAUGUGAAGGAAUAUGAUCAAAGCUUUGACAUCAUCCUGAACAACAGUCUGUCUCUUCCCAAUUUGAAUUGGUCACUCUGGAAACCUAGGUGUCUGAUGUUGGAAAUAGCAUCUUGUCUUGUUGAAGGAGCCAACGAUAAUCUUAUUGAGAUAAUUUAUAAUUUAACUAUACAAUCAUUUCAGGCAACUAAUGAAAGUGUUCAGCAUGAAGCAUACAGCACUUUGAGCAAAAUUUUGGAGGAGCACCCAUGUUUUUCUUCUCCUCGUUAUAUGGAGCUAAUUGAUUUAUUACAUGGUCUGAAGCCUCCAACUGCUGUUUCAACUCUUAGAAGUCGGUUUGCUUGUUUUCACAAGCUAAUGGUACAGACAGUAAAGAUUAGUUUAGAAGAGGAGGAUAACUCAAAGGCUUUUCUUAUUCUCAAUGAAAUCAUUCUCACUUUAAAAGAUGGAAAUGAUGAAGCUAGGAAAGAAGCUCAUGAUCUACUCUUAAAUAUAAGUUCUAGCUUGAGAGACUUAUCAUUUGCAGGUCCCAUUGAACCAUAUCACAAACUAGUCAGCAUGAUAAUGGGAUAUCUUUCUGGCUCAUCUCCCCAUAUAAAAAGCGGAGCAGUUUCUGUGUUGUCUGUAUUGGUAUAUAAAGAUGCAAAUCUUUGUCUCUCCAUUUCUGGUCUUGUCCCUUCUCUUUUAUCUUUGCUUCAUACCAAAGACUUGGAAAUCAUAAAAGCUGUCUUGGGAUUUGUAAAAGUGAUGGUAUCUUGCUUACAAGCAAAAGAGUUGCAGAAUAUUCUUUCAGAUGUUGUUACUGAAAUCGUCCGGUGGUCAUCUGUUUCAAGAAAUCAUUUUAAAUCAAAGGUCUCUGUCAUAUUUGAAAUCUUAUUACGGAAGUGUGGUUCUGCUUCUGUAAAAUUGGUUACCCCAGAGAAGUACAAUGAUUUUCUCAAGGAAGUUCUAGAGAAUCGACAUGGCAAAUCACGUGCGGCAGUCACUAAUGAUACAGAAAUUAAGCCUGAAGAUUCAUCUGCCAAGGGACCAGAGGGGAAACCCAACAAGUCAGGUACCCAAGAUUUGGUUAAGCAUACAAAGAGAAAGAGGGAGAAUAAAUUUAAGACAGACUUCCCAAGCAAAAUUGAAUCACAGAAGUCCUCUAGCAAUGACGAGUUCAAAUUAGCCAAGAGAAGUAAACAUUCUAAUGAUAAAAAUUACAAAGCAAGAAAGUCAGAAGGAAUUGAAAAGAACAACAGAGGUCGGCCCAAAAGUUUUUCUGGUGGUGGUGGGAAGGGAAAGGUAAAUCUGACAAGUUUGGAGAAGGACAAAGCAGCUUCUCGUGUAGGUAUACGAGCUUCCAAACCACACAAGUUGGAAAGGAAGUUAAAAGGAAAUUCAUAGAUGGCUGCAAUAUACUAACGUUGGUGGAACAUUUCUUACAAGCGUGGCAUAUGUCACUGUUGUUUAGGUAUUGAAUCAGAAUCGGAAGAUACGUUAUAUAGAAUUAAGCAGGAGUUCAGUUUUGCCCGCUAAGCGAGAAGCACUUUUACAAGGAACUCAGCUGCCUUUGUAGGAUGAUGCUUGAAUCUACUGACUGAGAAAAUGGAAGGCUGCUUACUGCAAGCAUAUUGUUGGGGGAGGAAGAGGUGCUGACUGGUGAGGAUAACUGUUGUUGACACAGGAUGACUUGCUUGAUUGAUUAUUUAUAGGAAAAUACUAAAUGACACGAUAGAUGCAUUGGACGAAAGGCAGGAUCGUGUUUUUAUAAAACUUUUACUUUUAAUUUGCUGAAUUUGUAUUUAAAAAAAUAUGAUUUGUUUUUUUUUAAGAACAUUGAAUUAAAUUAAGUCCGUGUGUAUCAUGAGCUAAUACAGUCGUACUUCAUAGUUCGUAGCAGAACUCAUAUAUAUAGUUUCCAUCUUUUGCUU
Messenger RNA from Lotus japonicus, 4184 nucleotides. RefSeq lists its product as uncharacterized. Lineage: Eukaryota; Viridiplantae; Streptophyta; Magnoliopsida; Fabales; Fabaceae. The record is from RefSeq and is a predicted model, not a curated record. Bases 130 to 3657 code for a protein of 1175 amino acids. The transcript has 19 exons.